AUGGGAGUAGAUUAUUUUUGGGAAUUAUUGUGCGUCGGUCAAGUUAAGCUUCCUACUGGUCCAAUAAUGCAAAAUACGCGUUUCGGUUGGGUUAUUUCAGGGCCUGUAGUUUCCGCAAUCGCAAAAUUGACCUCACAUUGCAAUUUUUCUAAACUCUCGGUUACUUCUGACGAGAAUGAUAAGAGUUUCUCGUCAAAAUUAUGUCAACUAUUAGAACGCUUUUGGGAAAUCGAAGCUAUAAAAACUCAAGCUCCAAUGUCAAAUGAAGCAAUGAUUUGUGAAGAACAUUUCAACAAAACGGCAUAUCGCGCACCUGAUGGCCGAUUUACUGUAACAAUUCCUUUUAAAGGAAGCAUAGAACGAUUAGGUGAGUCCCACAAAAGCGCGGAACGUAGAUUAUUGAGUAUGGAGCGCAAAUUCAAAAGACUUCCUGAGUUUGGUGAACAAUAUAAAAGGUUCAUGCACGAAUAUCUCGAAUUAAAGCACAUGCGUAAGAUAAAUUGCAAAACAUCAGCUGAUUUGCAUUAUUAUUUACCACAUCACGGGGUUAUAAACGAAUCUAGCACUACUACCAGAUUGCGAGUUGUUUUCGAUGGUUCUUGCUCAACAACUACUGGGUAUUCCCUUAAUGAUUUACAAAUAGUUGGUCCUAAUUUACAGCCUGAUUUGUUCAGCGCUUUAAUCAGAUAUCGUAAAUAUAUUUACGUAAUGGCUGCAGAUAUUAGAAAAAUGUAUCGGGCGUGUUUAAUAAAUCCCGAACAGACAAAACUUCAGCGAAUUCUUUGGCGUGAUUCUUCUGAACUUCCAAUAGACACAUACGAAUUAUUAACUGUGACAUACGGUACAGCAUCAGCUAGUUAUUUAGCCACGCGUUGCCUAAAACAAAUAAGCUUGGAAUGCUCCGAUCCGGUUGUAGCAAACGUUAUUGGUAACCACUUUUAUGUCGACGAUCUAUUGACUGGAGCAAACUGA
Onthophagus taurus is the source of this 972-nucleotide messenger RNA. RefSeq lists its product as uncharacterized. The record is from RefSeq and is a predicted model, not a curated record. Lineage: Eukaryota; Metazoa; Arthropoda; Insecta; Coleoptera; Scarabaeidae.